Molecule: messenger RNA, 10547 nt
Organism: Salmo salar (Atlantic salmon)
Lineage: Eukaryota; Metazoa; Chordata; Actinopteri; Salmoniformes; Salmonidae
Source: RefSeq, a predicted model, not a curated record
UUCCCCGCUGCCGCUGCUCGGAAGGUGGUGCUGAAACCAUAUAGAUCUCGCUCUGUUACCUCUACCACCGCCGACAUUUGCAGCCAUUUUACACAAGCCGAACGGAAUCAUGUCGUGAGGCAUCACAUCACCUGGGACGACCGGACCCAGCUACGUCUGGACGGCGACAAGUCGACAAGAUGGUGAAGCGGAAAAGCCUGGAUGAGACCGACACGGAGUGCGGCAAGGGUAUACCGUUCCCGAUCCAGACCUUCUUAUGGAGGCAGACCAGCGCGUUUCUGAGGCCGAAGUUGGGGAAACAAUAUGAGGCAUCUUGUGUGUCCUUUGAGCGGGUGCUGGUGGAGAACAAGCUCCACGGGCUCUCCCCGGUGCUGUCCGAGGCCAUCCAGAGCAUCUCUCGCUGGGAGCUGGUCCAGGCCGCCCUGCCCCACGUACUCCACUGCACCGCCAUCCUGCUCUCUAACAGGAACAAGCUGGGUCACCAGGACAAGCUGGGCGUGGCGGAGACCAAGCUGCUCCAUACCCUCCACUGGAUGCUACUGGAAGCGGCCCAGGAGUGCAACCAGGAGCCCAGCCUGGGCCACGGAUGGUCGGGGGGCAGCAGCAGCUCAGCCUUCCUCCAGCCAAUGGGGAUUGGGAACCAGGGUUCCCCGCCAGCCAGAGGUGGCCAAGGUGGCCCAGGAUCAGGCACCGGUUCUGGGUCAGGAGCGCCACGCUGCAGCGGGUCCCUGGAGGAGGAUGAGCACGCCCGCACCAAGCUCUUCCACAAGAGCAUGGCCACCGUGGAGCUGUUUGUCUUCCUCUUUGCUCCCCUCAUUCACCGCAUCAAGGAGUCUGACCUGACUUUCCGAUUGGCCAGUGGUCUCAUCAUAUGGCAGCCAAUGUGGGAGCACCGGCAACCUGACGUCCCCGCCUUCUCUGCCCUCAUCAAGCCUGUGAGGAACAUUGUGACAGCCAAGAGGAACUCCCCGGUGAACAACCAGUGUAGCCCCUGUGGGUCCAGAAACCAAGGCCCCAUGGGUUUCCAGGUGGUCUGUGAAACGGCCCAAUCAGAUUCAUCCUCCCCUGGGGCUGGAGAGCAGAGCUGUCGCCGCGGCAACUCAGUGGAGAGAGGUGGGCCGUCAACGCGACAGGCUCCACUCGACAAAGGGAUCGCCAAGAAGAAGACCUCUGCCCCGGCGGGGAUCUCCGUCUCCCUGGCCCAGCGUGCCCGCUACGCCACCUACUUUGACGUGGCAGUCCUGCGCUGCCUGCUGCAGCCCCACUGGACGGAGGAGGGGGUGCACUGGGCCCUCAUGUUCUACCUGCAGCGCCUGCGUCAGAUCCUGGAGGAGCGCCCGGAACGCCCGCCGGAGCCACUGGUCCCGCCCCUGCCCCGCCCUCGUAGCAGCUCCAUGGUGGCCACCGCCCCCUCUCUCGUCAACACCCACAAGACUCAGGACAUGAGUCUGAAAUGCAACGAGGAGGAUAAGUCCCUCAGUUCAGAGACCUUCUCUAAGGUGUCCCUGACCAACCUGCGCAGACAGGCUGUACCCGACCUUUCCUCUGACCUGGGGAUGAACCUCUUCAAAAAGUUCAAGAACCGGCGGGAGGACCGUGAGCGUAAGGGCUCCAUCCCGUUCCACCACACGGGCAAGAAGCGCCAGCGCCGCAUGGGUGUGCCCUUCCUGCUUCACGAGGACCACCUGGACGUGUCACCCACCCGAUCCACCUUCUCCUUCGCCAGCUUCUCUGGCGACGACCGGCGGGCGCUGGAGCGCGGGGGCUGGCAGGCUACCAUCAUGGGUAAGUUGACGCGGCGAGGGAGCUCAGACACGGCUGCAGACACAGACAACCUGAGUGCUAAACACUCACACUCCCAUCACUCCCUGCUCAGAGAAAUGCCAGACCACUCCAACAGCCACGGAGACAACACCGUUCACGCCAAGGGGGAGGUGCGUUCACAGAUUUCCACCAUCACCAUGGCGACGUUCAACACCACAGUGGCGUCCUUCAACGUGGGCUAUGCCGACUUCUUCACCGAGCACAUGAAAAAGCUGUGUAACCCUGUACCCAUCCCAGAGAUGCCCCACGAGACGCUGGCGUGCGCCAACCUGCCCCGGAGCUUCACCGACUCAUGCAUCAACUACUCGUGCCUGGAGGAGGGAGACAACAUCGAAGGCACCAACAACUUCAUCCUGAAGAAUGGCAUGCUGGACCUUACGGCCAUCCUGCGGGCGGUCUACGCCGUGCUGACCCACGACAUCAGCUCACGGAUCUGUGACGUGUCGCUCAACAUCAUCGACUGCCUGCUGCAGCUGGGGGUGGUGCCGGGCAUGGGAAAGAAGCUCUCCAAGCCCGACGACAAGGAGAACGAUGAGACACGCCUCCCGAAGGAGGGGGCCAAUCAGAGCCUGAGCGGCGCCCAAGGGGGCGUGUCUGGAGGGUGCAGCGGGGCGGCACCAGGGGGAGGGGGUGGAGGAGGAGGAGGGGAUGGAGGAGGAGGAGGUGGGGGAAGUGGAGGAGGGAGCGGAGGAGGGAGCAAGGACGACGUGAAGAACAACAAGGAGAAAGACAGCAAGGAGGACGGCUCUUCACUGAGUACCCACAGGCUAGCUCUCACCAUGCUGAUCAAGAUGGUCAAGUCUCUGGGUUGUGCCUACGGCUGUGGGGAGGGCCACAGAGGACUCUCAGGGGACCGCCUCCGCAUGCAGGCCCAGAACUGCCUGACCAACCUGUACAAGCUGGACAAGCUGCAGUUCCGUCAGACCAUGAGGGACUACGUCAACAAGGACUCGCUCAACAACAUCGUGGACUUCCUGCACGCACUCCUGGGCUUCUGCAUGGAGCCCAUCACCAACAAGUACGGCAGUGCAGGUGAGAGGUCCAGGAGGGUGAAAAAAAGAACCAUCGAUAAGGCCGGGUUCGGGAACAACUUCACCACGGGGGACAACAAGUCACUGGCCCAGAACAUGGAGGCAGUGGUGGUGGGCUGCAUGUUCAAGUCUCUGAUCACUCGCUGCGCCUCCACCACACACGAGCUGCAUAGCCCUGAGAACCUGGGUCUGUACUGUGACAUCCGCCAGCUGGUGCAGUUCAUCAAGGAGUCCCAUGGCAACGUGUUCCGCAGGGUGGCACUGAGCGCACUCCUGGACUCGGCCGAGAAAGUGGCCACCACCAAGAAGCCAGAGGAGAAGGAGGAGCCUAUCACCAAACCUACAGCAUCCAGGAGGUCAGAGGCAGGUGUGUCUGGGGAAAAGGGAGGGCAGCCGUCCACCGCUGCAGACGAGUGCCGCAGCUGCAUAUCCAGCCGCCCCCCCCAGACACCAGAGCAUGAUGAACAGAUUCCGGGGGCUCUGCUGGGCAAGAAGGACUUCUGGAGGAAGAUGUUCAAGUCACAGAGUGCUGCCAGCGACACCAGCAGCCUAUCAGAGCAGGACACGUCGGAGUGCACCACCGCCCACUCGGGCACCACCACGGACCGACGAACCCGCUCACGCUCCCGACGCAUCUCCCUGCGCAAGAAGCUCAAGCUGCCCAUCGGUAACUGGCUUAAACGGUCAUCUCUCUCUGGGCUGACCGACGGGGUCGAGGACUUGUUGGACAUCAGCUCUGUGGACCGACUCUCCUUCAUCCGCCAGAGCUCCAAGGUGAAGUUCACCAGCAACGUGAAGCUGUCAGAAGCAGGCGGGGGAGCGGGGGGCGUGGAGUACGGCCGGGACGAGGAGGAGAAUUUCUUCAAGCGGCUCGGUAAAUGGCGGUCUGGCAGGCGGAACCCAUCCAAGCUUCACCACACAGAAGAGAAAGAUGGGCCCCAGGGGUUCCAGGAGCGCCUGGCAGCCAGCCAGGAAGCCAUGAAGAACAAGAACGUGGUGAACCUGGCCGCCAUCCGCCAGGGCAUGAAACGCUUCCAGUUCCUGUUGAACUGCUGCGAGCCAGGCACCAUCCCUGACGCAUCCAUCCUGGCCGCUGCGCUCGACCUGGAAGCUCCCGUGGUUGCCAGAGCCUCCCUGUUCCUGGAGUGCGCCCGCUUUGUCCAUCGUUGUAACCGUGGCAACUGGCCCGAGUGGAUGAAGGGUCACCACGUUAACAUCACCAAGCGGGGUCUUUCUCGGGGACGCUCGCCCGUGGUGGGAAACAAGAGGAACCAGAAGCUCCAGUGGAAUGCAGCCAAGCACUUCUGUCAAUGGGGAGAUGCCAUUGGUACGCGUCUCAGUGAGCUGUGCCACUCAGACAGCGAGAGUCCUGCCAACAUCCUGGGUUUCAUCUACGACGAGGAGACCAAGCGAAGAUUGAGAAAGGAGGACGAGGAGGAGGACUACUUAGACGACAAUACAGUCAACCCAACAAAAUGUGGCUGUCCUUUCGCUCUCAAGAUGGCCGCCUGCCAGUUGCUGCUGGAGAUCACCACGUUCCUCAGAGAGACAUUCCCCUGCCUCCCCCGGCCACGCACAGAGCCCCAAGUGGAUUUGGAGAGCUGUCGAUUGAGGCUGGACCCUGAGCUGAGUCAGCACCGUUAUGAGAGGAAGAUCAGCUUUGCCGGUAUCCUAGACGACGAGGACGGCCACGACUCUCUGAACAGCAGCAGCCACACACUCAAGUCGGACACGGCCUGCGACGACAAGAAGGCCCAGGAGCCUCUGGCUCCCAUCAGGAAGAAUCGUGCCGGGGGCUCUCGCCUGCUGCAGAUCAAGGGGGCCAGGAGUUUCAGGGUGAAGAAGGGGGGCUCUCUGUCUUCCAUCCGCCGGGCCGGCAGCCUGAAGAGCACCAAGAUGUCCCGCCAAGACUCAGAGUCAGAGAACGAGGAGGGACUGCUGUCCCAGAGCAGGGACACUGUCACUGAUAUAGGAAGUCCAUGGAGCACCAGUGAACCCAGUAUUGAGCCAGAGGGUUCAGGAGGCACCGGCGGAGGAGAGGACAACUACCACCGUAACAUGUCCUGGCUACAUAUCAUGAUUCUGCUGUGCAACCAGCAAAGUUUCAUCUGUACCCACAUGGAGUUCUGCCACCCACGCUGCUACCAGCACCACAGCCGCUCCUGUGCCCGCCUGGUGCGUGCCAUCAAGCUGCUCUACGGGGAGACAGUGGACAGCCUGAGAGAAGACAGUGCAGGGAACAUCAGUAGCCGGUCCAAGAAAAACAAGGAGUGGUCAGACAAGUCAUGUCUGAGGACCCCGUCUAUGAAGAGACGCCCCAAAGACUCCAACACCGAGGGCAAGAAGGACACGGGCAUGCUCAAGUACAUCCGCAACCAGGUGAUGAGCCUGUCCCCAGCUCCUCUGUCACUGCUGAUCAAGGCGGCGCCCAUCCUGACAGAGGACAUGUACGCGGACGUCCAGCCUGCAGCCUGGGAGCUCCUGCUGAGUGUGGACGAGCAUAUGGCUGCCGCUGCAGCUGCCAUGUUCUUGCUGUGUGCGGUGAAGGUGCCCGACGCAGUGACAGAGAUGAUGAUGGCUGAGUUCCAGCACGCUGAGGCGAGCCAGCGCAUCAACUCGGUGUUCAAGUUCUACACGCUGUGGCGCUUCCGCUACCAGGUGUGGCCGCGCAUGGAGGAGGGUGCCCAGCAGAUCUUCAAGAUCCCUCCGCCCAGCAUCAACUUCACCCUGCCCUCACCUAUCCUGGGCAUGCCCUGUGUGCCCAUGUUUGACCCGCCCUGGGUACCCUCCAACACUGGCAGCGUCCAAGACCCAAUCAACGAGGACAACUCUAAAUCUUUCUCGGCGCGGGCCGUGUCGCGCUCCCACCAGCGUGCCGAGCACAUCCUGAAGAACCUGCAGCAGGAGGAGGAGAAGCGGCGUCUUGGGCGCGAGGCCAGCAUCAUCACAGCCAUCCCCGUGGCCCAGGAGGCCUGCUACGAACCCACCUGCAGCCCGCCGCCCGAGCAGGAGGAGGAAGCAGAAGAAGAGGUCAACCUGGCGUCUCGCCGCAUGUCCGUCACUCCGUCCUGCACCUCCAGUAACUCUCACAGGAACUACUCCUUCCGCCGCGGCUCCGUGUGGUCAGUCCGCUCCAUGGUCAGCGCCGAGGAUGAGGAGAACACUACGGAGCACACACCCACUCAUCACAUGCUGCAGCCUCCCCAGGCCGUCUUCCCAGCAUGCAUCUGUGCUGCCGUCUUACCCAUAGUGCACCUGAUGGAGGACGGGGAGGUGCGAGAGGACGGUGUGGCAGUGAGUGCAGUGGCCCAGCAUAUCCUGUGGAACUGUCUGAUCGAAGACCCCGCCCUGGUGCUCAGGCACUUCCUGGAGAAGCUCACCGUUAGCAAUCGACAGGAUGAGCUGAUGUACAUGCUGAGGAAGCUGUUGAUGAACAUCGGUGACCUCCCGGCCCAGACCUCUCACAUCCUCUUCAACUACCUGGUGGGGCUGAUUAUGUACUUUGUGCGUACUCCGUGUGAGUGGGGUAUGGAUGCCAUCUCGGCCACGCUGACCUUCCUGUGGGAGGUGGUGGGCUACGUGGAGGGGCUCUUCUUCAAGGACCUCAAACAGACCAUGAAGAAGGAGCAGUGUGAGGUCAAGCUGCUGGUCACUGCAUCCAUGCCAGGAACCAAGACCCUGGUAGUGCACGGGCAGAAUGAGUGUGACAUUCCUACCCAGUUGCCUGUACAUGAAGACACUCAGUUUGAAGCCUUGCUCAAGGAGUGUUUGGAGUUCUUCAACAUUCCCGAGUCUCGGUCGGCACACUACUUCCUCAUGGACAAGCGCUGGAACCUCAUUCACUAUUCCAAGACCUUUGUGAGGGACAUCUAUCCGUUCAGGAGGUCUGUGUCUCCCCAGCUCAACCUGGUCCACAUGCUGCCAGAGAAAGGACAGGAACUCAUUCAGAAACAGGUGUUUUCCCGUAAACUGGAGGAGGUGGGCCGUGUUCUAUUCCUCAUCUCCCUGACCCAGAACAUGCCGGCCAUCCACAAACAGUCCCAUGUGUCCAUGCUCCAAGAAGACCUGCUCCGCCUGCCCUCCUUCCCCCGCACGGCCAUCGACGGAGAGUUCUCUCUCUUCAGCGAGCCACAGGGCAAGGAGCUCUUCGGCCUGGACACUCUCCACAAAGUCCUGUGGAUCAAACUACUAGAAGAGAUGUUUCUGGGCAUGCCCAGUGAGUACCCGUGGGGGGACGAGAUCAUGCUCUUCCUGAACGUGUUCAACGGCGCCCUGCUGCUGCACCCCGAGGACAGCGCCCUCCUCAGGCAGUACACGGCUACUGCCAUCAACACAGCCGUCCACUUCAACCACCUGUUCUCCCUGAGUGGAUACCAGUGGCUCCUCCCCACCAUGCUGCAGUCCUAUGCUGACUAUGAAAGUAACCCACUGCUGAGACAGGGGAUAGAGUUCUGCGUCAGACAGUUCUACAUCCUGCACCGUAAACCCUUCAUCCUCCAGCUGUUUGCCAGCGUGGCCCCACUGCUGGAGUUCACAACGUGCACCAGUACAGGCCUGUCUAAGGGGGUGUCUGCUCAGUGCCUGUUUGACCUGCUGGUCUCUCUGGAGGGAGAGACGCGUGAUACCCUGGAUGCCCUGGAGCUGGUCAAGGCUGAGAAACCCCUACGAUCCCUGGACUUCUGCUAUGGUAGUGAGGACCUGGCCUUCUCCAUCAGUGAGUCCAUCAAGCUGUGUGUGACGGUGGUGGCCUACGCCCCAGAGUCUGUCAGGAGCCUACAGAUGCUGAUGGUGCUGGAGGCCCUGGUGCCGUGUUUUCUCCAGAAGCUGAAGAGCAACACCAUGACCAUGGAGUCAGCCUCGGCAGCGCGGGACGAGAUCGCCGCCAUUGCCGCCCUGGCCACCUCCCUGCAGGCCCUGCUCUACAGCUCAGAGACCCUCACACGGCCUAUGACUGCCCCCCAGUUGAGUCGCUGUGACCAGGGACACAAAGGUGCCACGACUGCCAACCACGCCAUGUCUGGAGGGCCCAACACCAGUCGCCUUGUGUCCGGCAUCAGGGACAACCUUCACCUGCUGGAGGAGGGCCAGGGGAUGCCUCGCGAGGAGCUGGACGAGCGUAUCGCCCGUGAGGAGUUUCGCCGGCCCCGGGAGUCCCUCCUGAACAUCUGCACUGAGUUCUACAAGCACUGCGGCCCGCGCCUCAAGAUCCUGCAGAACGUGGCCGGGGAACCCCGUGUCACCGCCUUAGAGCUGCUGGACAUCAAGUCCCACAUGAGAUUGGCAGAGAUCGCCCACUCCCUCCUCAAGCUGGCCCCCUACGACAGCCUGACCAUGGAGAGCCGAGGCCUGCGGCGCUACGUCACUGGGAUGCUGCCCAUCACCGAUUGGUCAUCCGAGGCCGUGCGGCCCGCCCUCAUCCUCAUCCUGAAGCGGCUUGACCGCAUGUUCAACAAGAUCCACAAGAUGCCUACGCUCAGGUGCGCUCGCCCACAGGCUCUGUGCUCCAGGAGACAGGUGGAGUGGGAGGCGGCCAGUAGUCUGAUUGAAGGUAUCUGUCUGACUCUCCAGCGUCAGCCAAUCAUCUCCUUCCUCCCUCACCUUCGCUCCCUCAUCAACGUCUGUGUCAACCUGGUGAUGGGGGUAGUAGGCCCCUCCAGUGUGGCUGAUGGGCUGCCCCUGCUCCACCUGAGCCCGUAUCUGUCCCCCCCUCUACCCUUCAGCACGGCAGUGGUCCGCCUGGUGGCUCUGCAGAUACAGGCUUUGAAGGAUGACUUCCCCCUGAGCCAUGUGAUCUCCCCCUUCACCAAUCAAGAGAGGCGAGAGGGCAUGCUGCUCAACCUGCUGAUUCCAUUCGUGCUGACAGUGGGUUCAGGGAGCAAAGACUCCCCACACCUGGAGCAGCCUGAGGUCUCUCUGCUCCUGCAGACGGUCAUCAACAUCCUCCUCCCCCCGCGCAUCAUCAGCACGUCCCGGACCAAGAACUUCAUGCUGGACACCUCCCCCGCCCACUGCUCCACCCCGGGGGACCAGGGCAAGGACCUGAGGAGAGAGGGCCUGGCCGAGUCCACCAGUCAGGCUGCAUACCUGGCUCUAAAAGUGGUGUUGGUGUGUUUUGAGCGGCAGCUGGGGAACCAGUGGUAUCGCCUCAGCCUGCAGGCCAAGGAGAUGUCUCUGAGGAAGGUGGGAGGCCUGGCCUUCUGGGACUUCAUAGAUUUCAUAGUGCGUACUCGGAUUCCCAUCUUCGUCCUGCUGCGCCCCUUUAUCCAGUGCAAGCUCCUGACCCAGCCAGCUGACUCCCAGGAGGAGAUCACAGCCCGCCACCACAUCGCUGACCAGCUGGAGCGGCGCUUCAUCCCCCGCCCCCUCUGCAAGAGCUCCCUGUUCGCAGAGUUCAACAACGAGCUGAAGAUCCUCAAGGAGGCCGUGCACAGUGGCUCUGCGUACCAGGGCAAGACGUCCAUCAGUACAGUGGGCACGUCCACCUCUGCCUACCGCCUGUCGCUGGCCACCAUGUCCCGGUCCAACACGGGCACGGGCACAGUGUGGGAGCAGGAAAGCCAGCCGUCACGCCAGCCCUCUCAGGACACGCUGAGCCGCACCGACGAGGAUGACGAACAGGAAGAGAAUGACUCUAUCAGUAUUCCCAGUGUGGUGAGUGAACAUGAGGUCUUCCUGCCCAGGCUCAUCACCCAGCGACGCUUCUCUAGUCACGCCACGGGCAGUGCCCAGCCUGAACCCAGCACCCGCAGCACCAUGCUGCCCAGCCACAGUGAACCCAAUGUGCUUGAUGAGUCUCAAGGACUGGAAGAGGGUAACCUGUCUAGGGUGGCCAGUGUGCAGAGUGAACCAGGCCAGCAGAACUUCUUGAACCAACCUCCGCUGGGACGCAAUAGAGGACUGAGACAGUUGCGACGCCCCCUGCUGUCUCUUCCGAAGAGUGAGGCGCGAGGACCAGGUCGCUCUGGAGCCCGACUCUCCACCACCCGCAGGAGCAUCCAGCCCAAGAACAAACCUCUGGAAACUUUAUUGGACUGCGAAGCAACCCACGGGUGGGACCAGAAAAGGGUGGUCACCUUCACGGAGGGCCAGCAGGCUCAGGCAAAGUCCCCCGACCCCGGUGGCGCCAAUGCGCACCCAGAGGGCAGGAAGGCCAGCCCGGCCCCUGCCAUCGCUCCCCCUGCUGCCCCUGGGGCCUCAUCCUCAGCCACCAUCAAAGCUGACCUCCACAGCCCUGCCAAGAAACAGUUAUCGAUGGAGAGCAAGGAGAAACGAGAACAGUGGGGCCUCCGCAGCAGCCUCUCUCCUCGGCCCUCCAUCUCCCGCGCCUCCACCCCCACCCCACCCUCCUCCUGCUCUCCUCUCCCUCCUCCACCUCUCCCCAUCUCUCGCACCUGUUCUCCCCUCCCCCCUCUGCCGAUCCUGGGGAUCCAACCCCCCGCUGCCCCCACCCACCUCUUCCAUCCUGGUCCGUCCUCCCAUCAGACCCCCGAGAGCCCCGAGGACGAGGACACGACUGCUCUGCUGGGGAGGAACGCAGACACCCUCCUCCACAUUUCAGAGGACAAUGGGGGCACAGAGAACCCCCUGCUCGCCCCCCUGCUCUCCCCCCGCCGCUCACCCGCCCUGCCCCCCCGCCGCUCCCCCCUCCCCAUCUCCCCAGUCGACCUGGACCUGGAUGAGUCCCACGUCUGA